Molecule: messenger RNA, 5458 nt
Organism: Malania oleifera
Lineage: Eukaryota; Viridiplantae; Streptophyta; Magnoliopsida; Santalales; Ximeniaceae
Product: transcriptional elongation regulator MINIYO
Exons: 10
Coding region: 249-5234 (1661 amino acids)
Source: RefSeq, a predicted model, not a curated record
AGACAAUUAGAAAACAGAGAGGAGUCCACGAGGAGAAAAAGAGCAACCUCCAUAGCAGAAACCUCCCCAAACCCCUCCUCCCCCGGCCCCUGAAACGGCGCCGCUUGCUUCUCGUUUGGCAGCAAUUCUUGUUCUCUUUGGACCAAUAGCGACCGCCUCGUCCCUUCUCCCAUCUCUUUCUCUGAGCCGCAACGCCAUCUUCUCGCUUCUCAGUUGUCAUUCUGUCCAUUAACUGAAAAGAGUCGCCGAUGGAGAAGAAGAGCAGUAAAGGAAGCAUCCCCAAGAGGUCGUCCCAGCAGAAAUUUCAGUUUUUAGGACCCAAUACUCUCCAAAUCAGCGAGGACGAUGGUGCGUCGCGCCUUGUUGGAAGCAUAGUCGAGAAGGGCAUGGUGGACGAACCCUCCGCGAAGCCUGUCGCACCUACCCCAGCUCCCCGACCCUCUGCCCUUCCCUUCCCGAUCGCCCGUCAUCGCUCUCAUGGCCCCCAUUGGGGUCCUAUGGCUAAUACUAAGGGUGGUGGCGCCUAUGUUGAUGAUGAUGAUGGUGGAGGGAAGAUCUCCCACUGUGAUCCAAUAGUAGCUUUUGCAAACCCAGUGCAGAAGAAAGAGAAGAAAGGUCUGGAUUUUACCAGUUGGAGAGAGCUAGUUUCAAGUGAUAAUUCUUCUGUGGUUAAUAAAAAGGAAGAGCAGAAAUUUUCUUCACUGGAGUUUGAUGCAUUUAAGAAGGAUGGAGAAGCAACUGAAUUCGUUGAUAAGGGAAACAUGUCGUCUGGCACAGCUUUUGUUCAUGGGGAUGCGGUAACCUGCAUGGAAAUGAAUGCAGAAUCACAAGUUAAUUCACAUCGGUCUCCAAUUAAAACUGAAGGGGGCAUAACAAGCUGUUUGGGAAUUGGGUUUGUGGAUUCAAUUGCUGACAUGAAGUUAGAUAGUUCUGGCAAAUCAAGUUGCCAGGAGAUGCAUAGAUCCUCUGGUAACUACUUGAGCAAAAAUACAAAGUCUACUUCACUAUUGGAAAAUCAUACCAAGUUGCAGGAAGUUUCAUUAAACGGGACAUAUGAACCACCAACAAGGAUGCUGGAUAACACGAGAACUGUAUUGUCAGAAGCGUUAAAAAACCAAGGCCGAGUGGAAAUAGAUAAGCAGAAGAGUUCAUCCAAUGAUUUUGGAAGUGAUCAAGGGUCCAUUUCUCUUGAGAAUCAAAUUGAUGCUGAGAAUCAUGCUCUGUUACAGAGAAUGUCAACUGAUGAGAUUGCAGAAGCACAGGCUGAGAUUAUGGAUAGGAUUAAUCCUGCAUUACUAAACAUGCUGAAACAACGGGGACAAGAAAAAUUGAAGAAGCAAAAGUAUUUAAGCUGUGACCAAGCUACUAAGUCAAAGCCAAGUAAUCUACAAAGUGAGAAUCCACUGACUAGAAAUGGAGAAGAUUUUCCACAUGUAGAGAGUACCUCACAUGUGAUGACAGCAACAAGAAGCACCUUGGAGGACAGACAGAGGUUGCUAGAUGGAAAUGUGCAGAAUACGGGCUCUGCCAACAGCAGUUUAUGGAAUGCUUGGAGUGAGAGAGUUGAGGCAGUCAGGGAGUUAAGAUUUUCCUUUGAUGGGACUGUUAUUAAAGGUGAUUUUGCUGUGGUGCCUGAGACUGGUAGUAUUUCUGGUCGCAGUGGUUAUAGUGCUGAUAAUGUCACUGAACGGGACUUCCUGCGUACUGAAGGGGAUCCUGGCGCUGCAGGCUAUACAAUCAAAGAGGCAGUUGCACUCACAAGGAGCGUGGUUCCAGGCCAACGGGUCCUUGCAUUGCAUCUCCUUGCAGCUGUUCUUGAUAAUGCAUUAUGCAACAUUCACCAAAACCAAAUUGGGCGUACCCCUGGUAAUGCUAAUAAAGUUGGCAGGUCUAUUGACUGGGAGGCUGUUUGGGCUUUUGCCUUGGGCCCAGAACCUGAACUUGUUUUAUCACUGAGAAUGGCUCUUGAUGAUAACCACAAUUCUGUAGUUUUAGCGUGUGCCAAAGUUAUUCAGUGCAUACUGAGCUGUGAUAUGAAUGAGAACUACUUCAAUAUCUCAGAGAAAAUAGCUGCUUAUGAGAAUGAUAUUUGUAUUGCUCCUGUAUUUCGAAGUAGACCAGAUAUAGAUGUUGGCUUCCUUCAUGGUGGUUUUUGGAAGUACAGUGCUAAACCUUCUAAUAUUCUUCCUUUUGGUGAUGACACUGUGGACGAUGAGACUGAUGGAAAACAUACUAUUCACGAUGAUAUUGUUGUUUCUGGACAAGAUUUUGCCGCGGGUUUGGUUAGGAUGGGAAUCCUUCCAAGGAUUCGCUAUCUCUUGGAGACAGACCCCAUGGCAGCUUUGGAAGAAUGCUUAAUUUCGACUCUUAUUGUGAUAGCAAGGCAUUCCCCUAGUUGUGCUGAUGCAAUCAUAAAAUGCCAAAGGCUCAUUCAAACAAUUAUUAUUAGGUUUACUAUGAAAGACAGAAUGGAAAUUUUUCCUUCUAUGAUAAAAUCUGUUACCCUUUUGAAGGUGUUGGCUCGAUAUGAUAGAAAGAACUGCAAGGAGUUUAUAGAGAAUGGUACUUUUCGGGAUAUGUCAUGGCAUUUGUAUCGGUAUGCAGUCUCCCUUGACCAAUGGGUGAAGGCAGGAAGGGAAAACUGUAAACUUGCAUCAGCUUUGAUGGUUGAGCAGCUAAGGUUCUGGAAAGUCUGCAUUCAAUUUGGGUAUUGUGUGUCUUACUUUUCAGAAUUUUUCCCUGCCUUGUGCUUAUGGUUGAAUCCACCUACAUUUGAAAAACUGAUUGAGAACAAUGUCCUUUGUGAAUUUGCUUCCAUUACUAAGGAAGCGUAUCUUGUACUAGGGGCUUUGGCCAGAAGACUUCCAAAUUUUUAUUCACAAACAUAUCAGAGCAAUCAAAUUCCAGAUUUUCUUGAUGAUGAUGCUGAGAGUUGGUGUUGGAGUCAUGUCGGUCCUAUGGUUGAUUUAGCUCUGAAGUGGAUAUCGUACAAGAAUAAUCCACACCUGUCUAAAUUCUUUGGGUGGACAGGAGUUCCAGUUGGUUUUGUUCUGGAAGGUCUAUCCUUGACCCCCUUAUUGUGGGUUAUUUCAGCUGUCAUGCAAAUGCUGUCCAGUGUGCUUGAAAGAGUAAUCCCUGAGGAUACAGUGUUUGCGAGUAAUGGAAGUGAUGGGCGUGUCCCGUGGGUGCCGGAGUUUAUCCCUAGAGUUGGACUUGAAAUAAUUAAAAAUGAGUUCCUAAGCUUCUCAGAUAUGAAUGGUUCAAAGCAUGGAACACGUGCUCCAGGCAGCAGCUCUUUUGUUGCUGAGCUGUGUCAUUUGAGACAUCAAAGUAACAAUGAAGCAUCAUUAGCUUCUGUUUGUUGCCUUCUUGGAUUAGUCCAGGUUAUUGUUUCUGUUGAUAAACUGAUCCAUCUAGCUAAGUCUGAGAUUUGUAACCCAUCUUCCCAGGGUUAUAAUUUUUCAAGAGAUGAUAAAAUACUUGAAGAUGGGAUAGUUAACCAGUCUGUGGAUGAAUUGAGAAGCGUGCUGACUACUUUCACGGAUGUAGUCAUUUCAGAGUGGCACUAUGUGCAUUCCAUUGAGAUUUUUGGCAGAGGUGGUCCUGCUCCCGGGGUUGGACUAGGGUGGGGAGCCUCAGGUGGAGGGUUUUGGUCAACAACUGUUCUGUUGGCACAAAGAGACACAGCAUUUCUUAUUCAGUUGCUUGAAAUCUUUCAGAUUGUGUGUUCUACUGAUCUACCUGCAGUCAAAGAGAUGACCUUUAAUGUGGAAACAAUUAAUGCUGUACUGGGAGCAUGCGUAACCAUAGGACCCAGGGAUAGAGUGAUCAUGGAGAAGGCAUUGGAUAUUUUGCUCCAAGUCCCUGUUCUCAAGUACCUUGAUUUUUGCACUCGUCAAUUCCUUCACCCUAGUAGGGGAAUUAAACCAUUUCGGUGGGAAUAUGUGGAAGAGGACUACCUGAGCUUCAGUAAGAAUUUAAUUUCUCACUUUAGUGACAGAUGGUCGUGUGUUAAAAAGAAGAAAAAAAAGUGUGACCAGGAAACACUUACAAAAUGUAGUACUGCUCUGUACACAAUUCAUGAGGAUGUAGAUCCAUCAAGGAUGAGUAGUCAAGAUGAUUGUUGCACUUCUUUGGUAGUGGAGUGGGCUCACCAAAGGCUGCCACUCCCUAUGCAUUGGUUUCUCAGUCCAAUCUCAACCAUCCAUGAUAAUAUGCAGGCUGGUCCUCUUGUUGCUUCUAAUACACUCAAUCACGUGCAGGGGCUCACUGGUUUUCAUGAAGUAGCUAAAAGUGGACUUUUCUUUCUUUUAGGCAUUGAAGGAAUGUCAUCUUCCCUUUCUGCCAAUGUCUGCUCUCCUGUUCGUAGUGUGCCAUUGAUUUGGAAAUUACACUCUCUAUCUGUGAUCUUACUGACUGGAAUGAGUGUGCUUGAAGAAGAGAAGAGUAGAGAUGUAUAUGCAGCUUUGCAGGAGCUCUAUGGACAGCUUCUUGAUGAACUAAGGUAUGCUAAAAACAGUGAACUUGUUUUGGAGGAAAACAGUGAUAUGCUGUCUGAAAAAAGGAAGAAAGAGAGUAUGGAGUUCCUGAUGUUUCAAUCCGAGAUUCAUGAGAGUUACUCAACAUUUAUUGAAACUGUUGUUGAGCAGUUUGCUGCCAUAUCUUAUGGCGAUUUAAUUUUUGGCCGGCAAGUUGCUAUUUAUCUAUACCGGCAUGUUGAAGCUACAGUACGGCUUUCUGCCUGGAAUGCACUAUCCAAUGCACGUGUUCUUGAGCUCUUGCCACGUCUAGAGGAAUGCCUUGCUGAGGCUGAAGGAUAUCUUGAACCUGUAGAGGAUAAUGAAGCAAUUUUGGAGGCAUAUGUGAAGUCAUGGAUUUCUGGUUCCCUUGACAGAGCUGUUGUUCGAGGAUCACUUGCAUUUACUUUGGUUCUGCACCACCUUUCAUCUUUCAUUUUUGAUUGUUACACUACUGCUGUGCUGUCGCUGCGAAAUAAACUCGUGAAAUCACUCCUUCGGGGUUGCUCCCGUAAGCAGCAACAUGAGGACAUGAUGCUGGAUUUAAUUCAACACAAGAAGCCAUUUGCAUCUGGAAAUCCUGAACUUAAGGAAGGUUUGGCACUGCAAAAGAGCAGGGUAGAGAGAAGGUUUGAGAUACUAACGGAAGCCUGUGAAGGAAAUUCUUCUCUAUUGACACUGGUAGAAAGGCUUAAAUACUCUUUUAGGAAAUUGUGACUUAACCAAACUCAGAGAGAGAGAGAGAGAGAUUGUUGAUAAUCAAUGUGUAGUUGAGUUUUUUAAUCCUUUUUUUUUGGAGGGUGGCGAAAGGGUUUUUGUUGUUUUAAUGUUUACAGUGGUUCUGUACAGUGGACGCUGUGUUUUCUGAAGCCUGGUGGAGAGUAACAUAUUUUGAGUUAUUGCAUGAAUAGCAUGAAUAUUUAAAUCAGAAAUUCAAAUAA